AUGAAUACUGAAGGUAGAACAGCAAUUAUUAAACAAGCAUCAAUUAAACAAAUACAGACACAUUUAUUCGCAUUAACUAAUUCACAAGAAGUCAACGUAUUAAAUACACAAAUAACAACAAUAAUUCAACAAGUUAUAGAUCAUAUAAAUAGCACGAAUAUUAGUACUAAUGAUACAAUUGAAACUAUUUUGGAUAAACAAAAGCAAUUACAACUUGCCUAUAGCAUCAAACUAAAAGAUGAUGAAACACAAAAAAGCUUAACAAACACUUCAGUAUUUGAACAUCCAUUUAUAGAUAAUACAAUAUAUACAGGUACAGAAAAUGAAAUUAAAAUAGCAAAACAUAUAACAUUUCAACGUUUUCAAAGUCAACAAUUAUCAUAUUUUGCAUUACAAUCAUUAUUAUCAGUACUACUUGUAUUAAUUAAAUCUGUACAUAAAACAGAUUCUACUAUUAUUUAUCAAAUAUUAACAUUGACAAAACAAUUUAUACAACAAAUACCAGCAAGAUAUUUAUCUUCAGAUACAUUUAAACAAUCAAGUCUAUUUACAUCAUUAAAACCAUUAUCUAAUUAUAUACAAGAGUUAGCUGUACAAACCGAAGAUUUAACAGCGAAAAAACAAGCUAUUGAAAUAUUAUUGAGCUUUGCUGUAGCCAAAGUAUCGUUUAUAGAAUUAUUACCAUUAAUAACAAAAUUAGUAUUAGAUAGAGAUAACAUAAAUAUUUAUGAUGUUCGUGGUUUAUUUUUACAAUUAAAUGAAUGGACAUUAUCAACUGUAGAUGAAGUUGACUUAAAGAAACAAUUAAAUGAAGAUAAAGAAAAAGCACAUGAAACAUCAAUAAAUACUACAUAUUUUGUUACAAAUCCAUUAGGAUACCUACAUCAAAUGAAUGUACUAUCAAAUACAACUUUAAUGUUAUUGGAUGAUAAUAAAUUUAGUGGAAUAUUUGUAACAUCAGUAUUAUUAGCACACAUAGAUUAUCAUAAUGAAAUUAAUUCUGCAUGUGCAUUUAACACUGGUUCACUUACUAAUUCAUUUUCAUUUUCAUUUCAUGCAGAUACGUUCAAACUAUUGUUCACUAUUAUAGAAAACUUGAGUUUUGUACAAUUAUCAGAUUAUACAGCGUACAUAUUAAUUGCUUGUUUACGAUUAUUUACCACACAUUUAAAAUUUUUAAUUAAAUCUGAUCUUAAUACUACUGAAUUUGUUACAAAUACAGAAUUAGAACAAUGGAAAGAAUUAAUGUUACAAUUAGCUACAAAUUAUGAAAUGAAAAUAAUUGAUAAUCAUAAUAAGAUUUUAUUUGAACAAAUACGUACAACUAUAAGUAAAGAAGCAUCCAAAUCAUUUAUUUAUUUAUUAGAAAAAUUAACACCAAAAUUAAUUGAUAAACUUCAAUUUAUUUAUCAAUAUAUAAUAGAUAAUAAAUAUCCAAUAUUAAUUCAACAAUUAUUAAUAAAUCUACAUAAUAAUGUAACAUUAAAAACAUGGAUUGAAUUACUAUCUUAUGGUAAAUUAAAACAAGAAAUGAACAAUGAAGAAGAAAUAGAUGAAUUAUUGAUUAAACAAACUCAACAAAGUUCAUUAACAUUAUUAUAUUCAUAUAUGGAUAUUUGUUUACAGUCAAACUAUAUAGUACAACAAAAACAAUUAAAUAAUGAAAUAAUUAUAUUGCAACAAGUAUUUCUAUUAUUUCAAGAAUUAUUAUUCAUUGCAUUAAAUAAUGAAUUAUCUAUCAUAUCUAAUGAUAAUGAUUAUAUAAUUGAUAUUCAUUCAUUUACAGUCACCUCAUUCACUAUAUGUUAUAUUACACGAAUAUUAAAUGCUAGUAUAAAUACAACAAUUGUUAGUGAUUUAUUUCAAUCUAUAUUAAUUGGUUUAUGUUUAUUAACACAAGAAAAAUUUAAUUUUAUAGCUAUUCAAUCAAUAUUUACAGCUAUUUUACCAUUAUUAACAGAAUAUUUAUUAAAUAAUAUCACGAUAAAUACAAAUUUUUAUUUAAUUAUUUGGUUAUUAGGUAAAAUUAGUAAUAUUAUGUUAAAUGGUAGAAAACAACAUAUAUUGGAAAAGAAACAUUUUAAUACAUUAAAUUUACCUUUAUUUGCUGGAGGACAUGAAAUAACAAUAGAAAAUAAUGAAUAUAUAUUACAAUCGAAUUUAGUUAAUUAUUUAAACUUUAAUUUAUCUACUCUACAAAAAACAAGUAAAACUAAUUUGGACUUUUUAAUGUCGAUUUAUAAUAAUAUUGAUGAUGGUGCAAAAUUAUUAUUAAGAUUAAAAAAAUUUAUUAUAGAUAAACAACGUCUACAAAAAUCUAUUGAAAUACAAUCAAAUGAAGCUGUUGCUGCAUUAUUUGCUGUUUAUAUUAAACAUUAUCGACGAAUAGAACUUGCUAAAAAUGAAUGUCAAAUAGAUUUAGAAAUUAAACCUCAUAGUAAAUUAAUUUCACUUUAUCAAUAUGCAAAUUAUAUUCAAACAUUAUUUGCUCUAACAAAAGCUCAAGGUGGUGAUUGUAAUGAAUUAUAUACACAAAUUAAAAAAAAUACAUUAUUUUUAUUAGUAUCCAUUAAAGAAAGUAAUUUUAUUCCAUUAAUUAAUGAUACAAGUUUUAUAAUAUCAAAUUUAAAACGGCAAAAAUCAUUAUUAGAUAGUCCUGAUUUAGAAUUAACACCAACUAUUCCAAUAAUUAGUUUAACACCUAAAAAUCUAUAUAAAAGACAAAAUUCUAGAUGGACAAAAGCUAAAUAUGUAUUACGAUUGCUUCGUAAUACAAUGAAAGUAAUUAUUCGAUUAAAAAAAUUAAUGUUAGCACGUAAACAAGCAAUAGAACAAAAACAAGAUAAUGAAAGUAUAUUACGUAGAAAUAUUAAUACAUUUGUAUAUGAAUAUAAAUCUAUAUCAAUAAUCGAAAAAAAUUUACAAACAGAAGAAAUAAUUAAAUGUAUAGAAAUACAAUAUGAACGAGCCAUUACAAGAUUAAUUACAUAUAGAUUUAUUCAAACAUUUAUAAAUAAAUUAUUAAAAAUUGAAGAUGAAAGAAUUUAUAUUAUUCUAGCCUUUUAUUUACCACAUUUAAGAAAUAUGAAUUUAGAUUGGCAUUAUUUAGAAAAUAUUCAAAGUUCAAAUAUAAUAUUAAAACAACAAAUUGAAGAUGUAUAUUAUUCAAUUAUUAAAACAAUUGCACGAUCUUUAUCAUUAAUAAUACCAUCAGUAUUAAUCGUAUCUAGAAUAUUAAUAUUAAAUUUAUUUAGUUUACUUAACUUAUCAUAUAGACAUGCCGAUCUAUUUCAUAUAUAUAAUUCUCAAUUAACUAAAUAUUUAUUUACUUUUUUCAGUUAUAUGAAGCAAAAUAAAUUUGACUGGAAUAUUAAAUUUUCGGCAUUCAAUUGGUUUAGAAUAUUAGUAUUACAAUUAUCAGAUAUUAUUGAAAUGGAAGAAAAAAAUAAUGCUGUUGUUAUUCAAGUAUUACAACGAUUACACGAACAUAUAUUUCAUAAGUUGAUUUUAAACGAAUUACAAGGAUUAAGACAAUUAAAGCAAACGGCUUUAGAUACAGAUACAAAUAGUAAUAUGUAUGAAAAUACUCAUUUACAUAAUACUGGAAUAGGUUGGUUUAUGGUUACAAAAUCCACAUCAUCUAUUGAAAAUACAACAAUGACAAAUAAAUCAAAACUAGAAAUUGAAAUAUAUACAAAUCAAUUGUUAGUCUUAUUGCUUAGAUGUGUACAUUUAUAUUCACAUGUUCAAUAUAGUUGUUCAACAAUUGAUUAUAUUCAAGAAUUACUUUUCAUUUAUAGUAAUAGCAUUAAUAAUACUAGUAUUAUACUUUCAUUAAAACUUUUACGUGAAUUAUUAUUAUUAUUACCUAGAACUGAUCAAUUAAUAUUUAGAUUAAAACCAAAUGAAAUAGUAAAUAAUAAACAAUUAUUACAAACAUUUUUAUUUACUAUUGGUGAUAGUUGUGUAAAAACAUUUGAUAAUAAUAUUGAAAUUAAUUCAACAACAGUAACUGAAUUAAUUUAUAUAUAUAGAACAUUAAUGUCUAUACGUUCAUCAUGGCAAACAUUAGCAAUACAAUUAAUUAUAGAUGCUAUUAAAACAAGUAUAACAUUAAUUAAAACAAUUAAAACAAUAGAAAUUAGUGAAUUAAAUUAUUUUUUAGCAUCAUUAUGUAUACUAGGUGGUUAUAUUCAACCAUAUUGUGAAGGAUGUAUAGUAGACGUAUAUGAAGAUAUUAAUAGUAAUGAAUAUGAAUCGGCAAUUAUCAUAAACAUUGAUAGUAAUGCUCGAGAUUUAGGUACAGUUGAUACAUUACCAUAUUAUAUACAAUAUGAAACAACAAAUAAACUCAAAUGGAUUAAUGCAGAUAAAUUACGUAUACGAGUAUGUGUUCCAGUGCCGAAUUUAUUACCUACAUCAACAGUUUUAGCUGAUACAGAUAUAACUAUGUUUGAAACAGCCUAUAAAGUUGCAGAAAUAAAUGCACAUUUAAUAAUAGACACAUUAUAUUUACUUAUACACAAAUAUACAAUUACAAAUGAUAAUUUAAUAUUAUUACAAAUUCAACGUCGUUCUAUUGCAGCAUUAUCACAUAUAUUGAAUGACAAAAGACUUGUACAAAUAUUUAUCAAUAAACAAUAUGCACCUGUUGUUGCACAAUUAGCUCUAUCAACUAAUACAAGCAAUAAUGUUAUACCUGAUGAUUUACGUAUGACAAAUAAAUUGCAUUGGGAACAAUAUAGUUUGAGUCUAGAUCGAUGUGUUCGAACGAAACAAAUAUUAAAUGAUAUAGAAACAGUUGAAACAAAUGUUAACACAAGUGUAAUUCUGUCUGAAUUACCACAUACUUCACUAUUAACAACAUUUGGUUUUCAAAUUUGGAAUCAAGAUGUAAAUGAUGAAAUGAUUUAUGAUCCACUUGUGUAUGAUAUUGUGUCUACAAAUCCAGAUAAAUAUAAAAAUUGGAAAUCGUAUGCAACAGAAACACAAAUAGAAAUAUUGAAAUGUGGUAGAAUUGGAAAUGAUGAAAUUAAAAUUAUACCAUUUCCUGGUGAAAAUAAUGGAACAAUAUCUGAAUGUGGUAAUAAACAUAAAUUUCAAGGUCAUGUUACUGGUGUUCAACAUUUUGCUACAUAUCUAGUUGAAGAUAUUCAAUUAACUCAAGGUAAAUGGUAUUAUUGUAUUAAAUUGAAUACUGAUAAUCUUAUGCAAGUAGGAUGGAUAACAAAAGGUUUUAAUCCUAAUCCAGAAUAUGGUAAAGGAGUUGGUGAUAAUGAAUAUUCAUGGUCUUAUGAUGGUUCACGUGGCACUCUUUAUCAUAAUAAAGAAGGUUAUUUUGGAGGAGAUAUUCGAUGGAAAAUAGAUGAUGUUUGUGGAUGUGGAAUUGAAAUUAAUGAAGGAAAUACAGUUAUUAAAUAUUGGUUAAAUGGUGACUUUUUGGGUAUAGCAUUUUCACAUAAAUCAAAUACGAGUAUACAAUCUGCAUUUCCAUGUAAUAUGUUACCAAAUGAAAAAUAUACAACAUUUUAUCCUGGAAUAAGUAUCUCUAAUACUGCUAGUUGUGAUUUUAUAUUUAGUCCAGAAGAUAUGGAAAAAUGUCCAUUACCAAAUGGUUAUAAACCGUUACUAUUACCAACACUAAUUCACACAGAAAAUACAUUAGUUCCUUAUCCAUAUAGUACAUAUUUAGUUGGUAAUGAUCCUAUAGAUUAUUUUCAUAUUAUACGUAAACAAUUUGAUUUACCAUAUCGAUUUCUACGUGAUUUCAUAAAUGAACAGCAUAUUCAAACGACAUUUGCAUUAAAAGAUAUAAAUAUGGAACGACAACAAUUAAAAUUACAAAAUAAUGGUAUUUAUUUACCUAUUAAUACAAAUAUUAAUAAUGAAAUAUCAACUGCAUUUACAAUUAGUUUUGAUUUUGAAUUAGAUAUUACAUCUAAAAUAAAUAUUGAUGAAAUAAAUAUUAAAUUAUUAACAUUAGAUACAGAAUCAUAUAUAAUACCGUUACAAUUGAAGAAAUUAAUGGAAAUAAAUAAAUUAAUAUAUGAAAAUAAAAAUAUUUAUCAUAUUGCUAUAAUAUUUGAAUUAGAAUAUCAAGUCAAAAUCUAUGUAAAUAAUGAAUGUAUUAAUAUUACACUUGAUGGUAGUGUAUUUAAUAUUAGUGAAAAAAAUCUAAAUCUAUGUAUAUUACCUGAAUUUGUAGGUGAAAUUAAAAAUAUUGGUAUUUGGAGAUAUGCAUUGUCUGAAAAAUACAUUCGAAGAUUAUUUACUUAUGGUUUAAAUUAUGUUGCAAUUGAUUAUCAAAGAUUACAACAACAUAAAAGACAAGAAAAUACAUUUAUAUUCAAACAAGCUCAAUUUUCACGUGAAUUAUUAUUGUUUACUGAAACAUUUGACACAAAAAUAUGGGAAAAUAAAGUAAAGCAUGUUGACAUAGAUGAAUACAAAUAUUUCAAGACAUUAUCUACAAAUAGUGAAUAUGCCAUACAACUAUUUGGAAAUAAUAGUUAUUUAGUAUUAGAUAAAUCAGUUAUUGAUGAAAAUUCAUAUGAAGAUGGAAAAAAUGAAAGAAAAUUUAUCGAUAAAGCACCAUCUCCAUGGACAGAAUAUACAAUUAUUAUGGAUAUUAAAGUACCAAGUUUACCUACUACUACUGUAGAAACAGAUAAUGAUGAAAAUAAAGAGUCUACAGAAACAAUAACUCAAAUAAGAAAAGAAUCAAUUAGUUCAAUUAAUACAGAUGUGAACUUUCUACAGCUAGAUGACAAUUUUCUAAUUACAGAAUCUAAACCAGUUUCAGAUAUAUUAACGUUAGUCAGAAUAUCAGAACAAUAUGCCAUUUAUGUAACAAAGGAAGGUAAAUUUUCUGUAUCAGGUAUUGAAAGUGAAUCAACAUUAAAAUUAAAUGAAUAUGUACGUGUAGUUAUUUGUAAAAAUCAUAAUAAUAUUCAGAUUUAUGUAAAUGGAAGAUUAGAAUUAAAUGUAGAUGUUGAUAAACAGACAUAUGAAUUAAAUGAACAAUGGAUUUAUUUAUUUAAAGAAACAAAUAUUUCAAAUAGUACUACUGUAGAUAUAGUUCGAAUUGAAUGUAAAUCAAUUACAUUUAAAAAUAAAUCUCUCGAUCAAUUACCAUCAAUAUUAAAAUCAACUGAACAUUCACUAGAUACAUUUGUUGGAUUACCAUUUCCAGUAUUAUCAACGAAUUUAAUUUCAAUAGGUUAUAACAAACGAUGGAUUAAAUCUAUUAUAAAACAAUACAAUACAAGAAAUAUUCAAUUAAUUGAUACAUUGAUACGUCAUCAACAGCAACAAUUAAUAAAUGCAGAUCUCGAUAAGAAACGUAAACAUAAAUUGAAUUUAUUAUGUAGAUUAAGUCCAAAUUUAGAUAAAGAAAAAUUGGAUAAUUUUAUAAGAUUUUCAAAACUUGAUACUGAUGUCGAGAUAGCUGUAGUAUGUCAACAAAUAUUAGAACGUUGGGAUGAAUUACAAAUUGAAAAUAUACCCACAAAAGAACUGUUGGAUAAAACAACUGUAGAUUUAAACGUAUUUAUGGAUGAUAAUGAUGAGGAUAUAGUUACGGAAACAAUAGAAAAACCUACAUGGUAUUCAAAAUGUGUUGAUGAAUUAGGUAUAAAAGACGAUAUAUUUAAAUGGAUACAAGAUAAAGCUCAACAACAAACUAUAAAUAUGAAUACAUAUGUAGAUCCACUUUAUAAACUACUAGAUUUAGAUAAAGUUGAAGAAAAUGACUUAUCAAAUGAAACUGAAUUAAAAAUUCAACGUAUUCAAAAUACACAAAAAUCAAUUCAAUAUUCACAUCAACAAAUUACAUAUAAACAAUACAUAAAUUCACGUAUUUCAUCUGAAAUAGGAUUAACAUCUAUAUAUGCAAGAUAUACAAUAUUGAAUAUGUUAAAAGCUUGGACAAACAAUAAUGAUACACAUGAAAGUUUAUUUCCAUUAAUAGAAUUUGGUGAUAUGAGUUGUAUUAUUAAAUUAAUACGAUUAAUGGAUUAUCAUUAUACAUUUAUAAGUAAUAGUACGGAUGAAACUAUAGAUAGAAUGAAAUUAUUAAUAAAUUCAAUUAUUCAAGUUGAAAUAAAAACGUUACUUAAACUAGAAUCUAAAAUUACACGUAAAAUAUUUCAAACAAUAGCACCAUUAUUAUAUCAAUUACAAAUAGAUAUUAUUAUACAAUGUAUUCAAUUUAUAUUAAAUCCAAAAUUAUUAGAAAUAACUAAUGAGACAAUAGAUGAACAUAAACUCAUUGAACAACCGAAUUUCAUUUUUAUAAUGAAAACAUUAAAAUCAUUUCUUGAAUUAAUUAAAAAUACAAAAAAACAAUAUGUUGAUAUUUUAGUUCAAAUUCUUUUUCCUGAACAAUUAAUUAAUUUAUUAUUUGAUUUAUUUAUAUUAAUUUCAAAUCAUCAACAAAAAUUAUUUAUUUUACAAAUAUUUGGAAUAUUAACUAAAAUGACUAAUAAUUUUAGUUUAAGUAUAAAUGCACAAAAAUUUUUAUUAAAAUUAUUUGAAUUUCUAACAAAUCAAAGUUUAAUUGGUAAUCUUUCAAUUCAUAAUUUACAAUUUGCUGUUUUAGAUUUAUGUUAUAUAUUGAAAGUAAAAGAAAAAGAAAAACAGGAACAUAUUAAAAAAAUAUUAGAUAAUGAAUUUAGUAUAGAUUUAAAUAAUUCAUUGAUAAAUGAAUCAUCCAUGAUAAUAACUAAUGGUUUUACUAAAAUGUUUGAAUCAAAUAGUUUUGGAGAUCGUGCUGGACGUCAAGCAUCAGUAAGAAAUCGUGGUUUUCGAUUAGCUUUUAAUCUUGGACUACUUAUUUUUCAACCACAAUUAGAAGUUACAAUAUAUCCUAAAUAUAUAGAUUGUUUACUCGAUUUAUUUAUAAUUAUGGAUGUAAUAGAAACAUUAAUUGAUAAAACAAAACAAAGAUUAUUUUCCAAAGAAUUUAUUAAACAAUCAAAUUUAUUUGGAAUUGAAUUAUUAAAAGAAGAAAUUGAAGAAUCAAAUAAAUAUUUUAAUAAUGUUGCUGAUAUAGAAUUAAUUAAAUUUAUGAAUAAACAUAUUAAUAUUGAUUGGCAACCAUUACCAAAUUCAAAUAUUAACGAUUUUAUAAAUCGUUUACCAAAUGAAUCAAUAUGUAAUACAAAAUAUAAUACAUAUAUAUCAUUAUGUAAUAUACCUGCAAUUUAUAUACGUACACGUAUAAAAUUAUUGUAUUUAUUUAAUAUAUUGAUCGGAAAAGUUUUAACAAUUCUUGAUCUAAGUUUACCAACAGGUAUUUAUACACUUAUUGAUAAUAUUAGAUUAAUUAAAAUCUAUAUAUUAUAUAAUACUAAAUUAACAUUAUUUAAUGAUGCCCUAGAGAAAACAUGUCAUGCUGAACAAGCACCCACAGUUGAAUUAGAUAUUAUUAAAGCAAGUAGUUGUUCUUCAUAUAAAGAUACAAUAUUUUAUCAAACUUAUAAACAAUUAUAUUCAAAUGCACAUUUAACAUUUCGAAAACCAGAAAAUACACAAGUUUGGAGUGUAUCAUAUAUUGGAAUGCAUAGUCAAGAUGCUGGUGGUCCAUAUAGAGAUUCAAUUACGACUAUGUGUAGAGAAAUAUGUAGUUCUAAAUUAUCAUUAUUUAUAUUAUGUCCAAAUGGACGAACAAAUAGUGGAUUAAAUCGUGAUAGAUGGAUUCCAAAUGUAUUUUCACCACAAAUAAAAAUUCCAAAUAAAUUAAAAUAUCAAUAUAUAUUUAUUGGACAAUUAAUGGGUAUGGCUAUAAGAACGAAAAAUUUAUUAAAUUUACAAUUUCCAUUAUUAUUAUGGAAAUCAUUAGUGUAUGAAUCAAUUACGAUUGAAGAUAUAGAAGCUAUUGAUAUACAAAGUUUUAAAAGUAUAAAUGAAAUGGAAAAAAAUAUGAAACAAAAUAAAAUUAUAAAUGUUAAUAGUGAUAUUGAUAGUGAUAAAAAAUGUACAGAUAAUAUGAGUUUACUAUUUGAUAGUAUUAUGAAUGAAUUAAAAUUUGAUAUUGUCGGUUCAAAUAUGGAAACAUAUGAAUUAAAAUCAAAUGGUUCAAAUAUUCCAAUAACUAUAGCUAAUUAUCAAGAAUAUUGUAUGAGAUAUCGUGAAUAUCGUUUACAUGAAUUUAGUAGACAAAUUAAUUAUAUUCGUCAAGGUUUAUAUAGUAUAAUUUCAUGGGAAAUGUUAACAUUAUUUACUGCAAGUGAACUUGAAGAAGCUGUUUGUGGUAAAGGUAUAAUUGAUGUUGAUUUAUUAAAAAGACAAACUGAAUAUGUACAUCCAGAUGAUAAUCAUAAUACACCAUAUAUACAACGAUUUUGGUCGGUUUUAAAAGAGAAAUUUGAUGAAGAACAAAAGAAGUUAUUUUUGAUUUUUGUUUGGGGAAGAAGUACGUUACCUAAUCGAGAAGAAGAUUUUACACAUAAAUUUGUAAUUCAAAGACUCAAUCCAGAUGGUGAUGUAGACAAAGCACUACCGAGAGCUCAUACUUGUUAUUUUAUUCUUGAUUUACCUACCUAUUCAACUGUUGAAAUAAUGUACGAACGAUUGAAUUACGCUAUUACUAAUUGUUCAAGUAUUGAUGCCGAUGUUGAACUGAAUGAAGCUCAGAAUACGUCAACAAUACUACAAGACCCAGAAGAAGAAGAUGCAGCACUUCUAAAUCAACAAACACAAUCAUCAACAAAUACAAGUGCAUCUUCUUCAACUUUGACUGAAGCGGAAGUAGUAAGCUAA
Molecule: messenger RNA, 10761 nt
Organism: Didymodactylos carnosus
Lineage: Eukaryota; Metazoa; Rotifera; Eurotatoria; Philodinida; Philodinidae
Source: the annotation of a GenBank genome assembly